GGCCUCAUGAAUAUUCAUUUUGUCUCCACUGUGGGAGUUGACCUGACUCCACUGGUGCUUAAAUGGCCCAGUUUGUCUGUUGUCUCUCUGCCUGGGAAUUCCCGUUCAGACCGAACACUGAGGAACUCGCGGUGUCCUUCAAAACCAAACAAGUUGCACAAAUAUGCAAACCAUCGGUGAGAUCAUCCCAUUCGCUAAGGAGGUGCUGAACCAGAGGCCCAACUGGGGCAUGCUGAAGAUCUACACGCUGGGCUCCACCCUGGCGAUGCUGGGAGUGGUGGGUGGACUGGUGGAGACGGUUCUGCUGCCGUUUGCGGAGCAGGAGCCGGCAGAGGACGCAUCGGUGGAGCUGGUGAAGGAGAAGAGGGAGGACAGGGAGGUGUGGAAGUCACACACCACCUUUGUUUGCCUGGAAGUGGUGGAUGUGCUGGAGACGGUGGUGUUGGAGGCCCGGGUCAAGCACCUGGUGUCUCAGCCUCCUGCUUACAUGCUUCAUAAAGAAACUCUGGUCUACUGAUGUGAAUAGACACGGAAUUUUUUCUCCGGCUGGUGAAUAAAUCAUCGUGUUAAACUGG
Platichthys flesus (European flounder) is the source of this 575-nucleotide messenger RNA. RefSeq names its product G0/G1 switch 2 (gene g0s2). The transcript is spliced from 2 exons. The record is from RefSeq and is a predicted model, not a curated record. NCBI's taxonomy places the organism in Eukaryota, Metazoa, Chordata, Actinopteri, Pleuronectiformes, Pleuronectidae. Bases 164 to 517 code for a protein of 117 amino acids.